This is a messenger RNA of Opisthorchis viverrini, 860 nucleotides long. RefSeq lists its product as hypothetical. Gene Ontology annotation, molecular function: structural constituent of ribosome; RNA binding. The coding region runs from base 46 to 663 and encodes 205 amino acids. Lineage: Eukaryota; Metazoa; Platyhelminthes; Trematoda; Opisthorchiida; Opisthorchiidae. Gene Ontology annotation, cellular component: ribosome; cytosolic large ribosomal subunit. The transcript is spliced from 2 exons. Gene Ontology annotation, biological process: translation. The record is from RefSeq and is a predicted model, not a curated record.
UUCUCACGUCAGGCGCGUGCCCGUCGUUUCUUCCGCUCCGUCAACAUGCCCCACGGAAAUGAUGUCCUUCACAGUAACCACUUCAGAAAACACUGGCAGUCGAUGGUAAAAACAUGGUUCAAUCAACCCGCCCGCAAAGAAAGGCGCCGGGCUGCCCGUAAAGCAAAGGCGCGGAAGAUAGCUCCGCGUCCAGCCUCAGGUCCGUUGCGGCCUAUUGUGAAUUGCCCAACAUUGCGCUAUAACAUGAAGGUCCGAGCAGGGCGUGGAUUUUCCUUACAGGAGGUUCGGGCUGCUGGGUUCACUCCCAAAUUUGCUCGCACAGUUGGGAUAUCUGUCGACCACAGGCGACGGAACGUUUCGGUUGAAGGGUUGCAGCGAAAUGUUGCCCGUCUCAAGGCUUACAAGGCGCGGCUCAUCUUAUUCCCGAAGAAUCCUGCCAAGCUUCAACCCUUGGAGGCCAAGGCGGACGAAGUCAAGAAGGCGACACAGCGCCAGGGUCCCGUUUUGCCAAUUACUCAACGCGCAAAGAACGUCAAGGCCCACAAACCCACGACGCGGGAGCUAAAGUACAGCGCAUUCCAUGCUAUCCGCCAGCAUCGUGCGAACGCUCGCCUUUAUGGCAAACGUCUACGCGCUCGCCAAGCUGCAGCCGCUGCAGAAUAAUUCGGUUGCCCCAUUAUCUUGUAUAAAUGUAUUCGAUUGGCUCCUGUUUUUUGUGCAAUCGGUUAAUGCCGGUAAGGUCGUUUAUCCCAGAUUUUUGGUUGUAAACUGAAGAGAGACGUGAUAUUGUUUGGAGGUAUGGAUGGAAGCCGCAUAGUUACUCAGCUGUUAAAGAUGUACGUUCCACUGGUCUAUCAAAU